UGCAACCACGAGAGGUCGAGCUUGGCUGCUGGCUUGUUCCUUGAAAAGCUUGAUAGAUCGACCGCGCGCAGAGGGACAGAGCAACGGAGAAUGUCGUCGUCGGCGGGGAAGCGGGGAGGUGGAGGAGGAGGAGACGAUGCUCCGCCAGCGACGGAGGCGUGGAGGCUAACCAUGGGCAGCAGCGACACCAUGCGCAUGCCGGAGCGGCUGCACCGUCGGCCGCCUUCCUUCCUCUCUGGGCUCUUCUCCGCCGCGGCCUGCGGUUCCCACGGGAAACAGCGAAAAAUCGCAAAGUACUAUGAGAAGCAAGAGAGCCUUCUGAAGGAUUUCAGCGAGAUGGAGACCAUGAAUGAGCUGGGUAGCUUGACUGGUGCUCCUACUGAGGAAGAGUUGGCGAGCCUGGCCAAGGGCGAACGUCUGGCCAUCAACCUGUCUAACAUAAUUAACUUGAUCCUCUUCGCCGGGAAAGUUGUUGCUUCCUUCGAAACCGUGUCGAUGGCGGUGAUUGCCUCGACACUGGACUCGCUAUUGGAUCUCCUGUCAGGCUUCAUCCUCUUGUUCACAGCGCACGCCAUGAAGAAGCCCAACAAGUACAGCUACCCAAUCGGGAAGAGGCGCAUGCAGCCAGUGGGCAUCGUGGUGUUUGCGUCCGUGAUGGGCUGCCUGGGGUUCCAGGUGCUGAUCGAGUCCGGGCGGGAGCUGGUCACGCAGGAGCACACGAAGUUUGACACAUACAAGGAGCUGUGGAUGGUUGGGAGCAUGCUGUCGGCGGCGGUGGUGAAGUUCUUCCUGAUGCUCUACUGCCGGACCUUCAAGAACGAGAUCGUCAGGGCGUACGCGCAGGACCACUUCUUCGACGUGAUCACCAACUCCGUCGGCCUCGUCUGCGCGCUCCUCGCCGUCCGUUUCCACUGGUGGAUGGACCCUGUCGGAGCCAUACUGAUCGCGCUGUACACGAUCACAACGUGGGCGCGGACGGUGCUGGAGAACGUGGGGACGCUGAUCGGGCGGUCAGCGCCGGCGGAGUACCUGACGAAGCUGACGUACCUGAUCUGGAACCACCACGAGGAGAUCCGGCACAUCGACACCGUGAGGGCGUAUACAUUUGGGACGCAUUACUUCGUGGAGGUGGACGUUGUGCUCCCAGGGGACAUGCCGCUGAGCCAGGCGCACGACAUCGGGGAGGCGCUGCAGGAGAAGCUGGAGCAGCUGCCGGAGGUGGAGCGCGCCUUCGUCCAUGUCGACUUCGAGUUCACCCACAAGCCCGAGCACAAGGCGGACGUGUAGAAGCUAUAGGGUGUACUAGUAUCAUAGCAGUCGCAUGUUAAUUGCAUGGAGCUCUGUUUUUUUUUUUUUUUGGCCAUGCUCUUUCGCUUUGUUCAUCGAUUGCUUGGUGGUGCUAGGAGCUGGUAAGCCGUAAGCAGUCGUUGUAUGACAACAGUUUCUUAUUCUAUCUAUCGAGAGCACAAGUGCACAACGA
This is a messenger RNA of Lolium rigidum, 1480 nucleotides long. Its product is annotated as metal tolerance protein 7-like. The record is from RefSeq and is a predicted model, not a curated record. The transcript is spliced from 5 exons. The coding region runs from base 91 to 1287 and encodes 398 amino acids. Gene Ontology annotation, molecular function: monoatomic cation transmembrane transporter activity. Lineage: Eukaryota; Viridiplantae; Streptophyta; Magnoliopsida; Poales; Poaceae. Gene Ontology annotation, cellular component: membrane. Gene Ontology annotation, biological process: monoatomic cation transport; transmembrane transport.